Ctenopharyngodon idella (grass carp) is the source of this 703-nucleotide messenger RNA. RefSeq lists its product as uncharacterized. The transcript has 3 exons. Lineage: Eukaryota; Metazoa; Chordata; Actinopteri; Cypriniformes; Xenocyprididae. Gene Ontology annotation, molecular function: 2 iron, 2 sulfur cluster binding. Bases 181 to 435 code for a protein of 84 amino acids. The record is from RefSeq and is a predicted model, not a curated record. Gene Ontology annotation, biological process: intracellular iron ion homeostasis. Gene Ontology annotation, cellular component: cytosol; nucleus.
GCCAAAUGCCAGAGGAAUGUGCAGAGGAGGCUGCAACACAGGGUCAAAGUCCAUCCGGUACUCCUGCUUUAACCAGCGCACAGUGAGGGGGAGUCGACUCCACGGCGCCACCCGCAGCAUGUUUGACACCACACGCCAGUGGAACUGCAAACUGGACUCUUUACGGCUGCGCCGGGCAACAUGGGACAGACGACGAGAGAUGUGCGGAUGCUGCCAAGCCCACUCAAACUAGCAGAGGAUGUAGAAGACACGUCUCCCAAUAGAUGUGCUGCCAGUUUUAAAGUUCUUGUAGUAUCCCCUCAGUUUGAAGGAAAGCCACUGUUGCAGAGACACAGGAUGGUGAAUAAUUGCCUGGCCGAGGAGCUGAAAGAGAUCCAUGCAUUCGAGCAGAAAACAUUGACACCAGAGCAGUGGGAGAAACAGAAAGCACAAUGACACAUACAGACACACACAAAACUCAUUCAUGCAGCCAUCAGAUAAAACAGUAGUGACCUUUUCUAUUUGUUGAUACUUCCAUUUUUCCCCUUAAAGUAUCAUACCAAUGUAAUAAAAAUCAUUUCAUUUGUAUUUAUGAAGUAAUUAUGCUUCAGUGUUUAGUCACUUACGCAAAACAUCUCUUGCAAAUGAUUGAAAUACAUUAUGUGCUAUAUGCGGGAUCUUUGAAAUGUAGUUUGCUGACAAUAAAGAACAUUUCUGAACAGAA